Messenger RNA from Triplophysa rosa, 1663 nucleotides. RefSeq lists its product as uncharacterized. The transcript is spliced from 4 exons. Bases 81 to 896 code for a protein of 271 amino acids. Gene Ontology annotation, molecular function: zinc ion binding. NCBI's taxonomy places the organism in Eukaryota, Metazoa, Chordata, Actinopteri, Cypriniformes, Nemacheilidae. The record is from RefSeq and is a predicted model, not a curated record.
AAAAGAAAAAUUGAAACCAAAAGCGUUGACCGAUUCAAAUCAGAACAUUACAGGGUUUUCUUCGACAAAGGUAGUUUAACAUGUCACGCGACGAGAAACGAUAUGACGGAAAUGAAAAAGACGUUAUAUUCGUGAGACAGCCAAGCGACAUUGAUCCAUAUGAUGAUGAUCCAGAUGUUUUAAGAGCAGAAUUGUCCUGUGGUGACAUCACUGGUCCAGAUACACUGACGGAUUACUGCAGAAUACAGCUGACUGAUGGUAAAGCAGAGCUGAUAUGCCCAGUGUGUGGAGAUGUGUGGUCCUACAGUGAAGUUCGUAAACUAGCUAAACUGACACUUGAAGAACAAAAAUUCUUCGAGGAAACACUUGCCAACAACGCUACUAGAAAGGAAGUAGACAUCAAGAAUUGUCCUGGUUGUAACUGGUUCAUCGAGAGAACAGACUCAGCUAAUAUUUGUGUUGAAUGUACAGUGUGCUCUGCAAGAAAUGGCAAAACCUUUGAGUUCUGUUGGCAAUGUGAGAGAGAAUGGAAGGGUCAUCGUCCUCGAUCUGAUCGAUGUGACAAUGAAGCAUGCAGCAACAGAGAUCUGGAUUUGCUCAGAGAUUGUGGAACUAUCACUUUAACAGAUGCUAGUAAUAUUAUCUGUCCAGCUGUCCGUGCUUGUCCAACAUGUGGCUUACUGAUUUCACACAGCACAGAGCACUGUAAAAACAUUGUAUGCACUAGAUGCAAUAAAGAAUUCUGUUUUGUUUGUCUGAAGCUCACACCUGACUGUGUGAGUACAAGCGAUUACUUUAUUCUUUGUUCAGAUGGUGUGGCUCCACGACAAACAUCAAUUCCAUUUUGGAGAGAUAAGCAAUACAUUGCAGGCACACUGUGCAGUAGAGAUGCGUGAUUGAGCUAAAAUGUCACCCGCACCCGCUGCUUCAAAUAAAUUAUCCACGUAUAAUGGAUAAUUAAUCUGAUAGAUAUCGUAUAAUAUCGUAUCGUUUAAAGCACGUCUCUGAUAGAUAUCCGCAGUCCCCAACCCAAUCACAACACGAGGGUAGCACAAAUUGGCAGAACACCGGCACCCGAUCGACACUUUAAUUACUCUGAUUACAUCAUGCUUAAAACAAAGAAUUAGAUUCAGUUACGUUAGAACUAAUCUGUCAAUCUCUGAUAGUAAAAAAAUACGCUGAUCGUAAAAUGCUUUUAAAUGAACAUUUAUUUAUAAUACAAAAGUUUAUCUUUGGCCAGAUUAGCCUACACUUUUACGUCUUUACUCCCUUCAGAUUUUGAAUAUCGCCGUUUCUGUCAAUGCAACACGCAACACAGAAACACACACGAAUUACAGGAUAGGCCUACGGUAAAUUUUCUAGCCUUGUCUUUUUCAAGUAAAUUGUCAUAUAGGCUACUUUUACUAUAGUCUACUUUUGUGGCUUUCAUAUAGGCUAGGCCUACAUACAGUGCCCCACAGUCGUUGCAUAUUUAUGGAGGACUAAACCUGCAAAAAUUAUAAAUAAAUGAAUGUAUAAAUAAAUAAAUAUAUAAACGAAUAAAUGUAAUAAUAUGAAAAUAAAUACAGGAAUGAAUGGUUUGAUAAAACAAAAUAAUUCGUUUUAGCUAUUAUUGAUCUUAGCUUUAACUUUUCUUUUCAUUUUUUAAAUUGAUUUUUUAUUU